Molecule: messenger RNA, 3437 nt
Organism: Nannospalax galili (Upper Galilee mountains blind mole rat)
Lineage: Eukaryota; Metazoa; Chordata; Mammalia; Rodentia; Spalacidae
Gene: Flt3
Product: fms related tyrosine kinase 3
Exons: 23
Coding region: 9-2951 (980 amino acids)
Biological process (GO): cell surface receptor protein tyrosine kinase signaling pathway; cytokine-mediated signaling pathway; positive regulation of kinase activity
Cellular component (GO): signaling receptor complex
Molecular function (GO): transmembrane receptor protein tyrosine kinase activity; ATP binding
Source: RefSeq, a predicted model, not a curated record
UGUCAGUAAUGAUAUUUGAGACUUUUACAAAUCAAGAUCCGCCUGUGAUCAAGUGUGUUUUAAUCAGUCAUAAGAGCAAUGGUUCAUCAGCGGGAGAGUCAUCAUCGUAUCUCACGGUGCCAGAGUCUCCAGAAGACCUUGGGUGUACCCUGAGACCUGAGAGUGCAGGGAUGGUGUAUGAAGCUGCCACUGUGGAAGUAGAUGAGUCUGAGUCCAUCACACUGCAAGUGCUGGUUACCACCCCAGGGAACAUUUCCUGCUUCUGGGUUUUUAACCACAGCUCCCUGGACUGCCAGCCACACUUCGAUUUACAAAACAGAGGAGUCAUUUCCACGGUCAUUUUGAAAAUGACAGAGACCCAAGCUGGAGAAUACUUACUUCUUAUUCAGAGUGAAGCUGCCAAUUACACAAUAUUGUUUACAGUGAGUAUACGAAAUCCCCAGCUAUACACACUGAGGAGACCUUACUUCAGGAAAAUGGAGAACCAGGAUGCACUAGUCUGCAUAUCUGAAAGUGUUCCGGAGCCCGUUGUGGAGUGGGUGCUCUGCAGUUCACAUGGGGAAAGUUGUAAAGAAGAAAGUCCAGCUGUUGUUAAAAAGGAGGAAAAGGUACUUCAUGAGUUAUUUGGAACAGACAUCAGGUGCUGUGCAAGAAAUGAGCUGGGCAGAGAAUGUACCAAGCUGUUCACAAUAGAUCUAAAUCAGACUCCUCAGACCACACUACCUCAAUUAUUCCUGAAAGUGGGGGAACCUCUGUGGAUAAGAUGCAAAGCUGUUCAUGUGAACCAUAGAUUUGGGCUCACCUGGGAAUUAGAAAACAAAGCCCUGGAGAAGGGCAGCUACUUUGAGAUGAGCACCUAUUCAACAAACAGAUCUAUGAUACGGAUUCUGCUGGCUUUUGUGUCGUCAGUGGGAAGAAACAACACUGGCUAUUAUACUUGUUCCUCUUCAAAGCAUCCCAGCCAGUCAGCUUUGGUUACCAUCCUAGAAAAGGGAUUUAUAAAUGCUACCAGUACACGGGAAGAGUAUGAAAUUGACCAGUAUGAAAAGUUCUGCUUUUCUGUCAGGUUUAAAGCAUACCCACAAAUCCGAUGCAGAUGGACUUUCUCUCGGAAAUCAUUUCCCUGUGAGCAAAGUGGUCUUGAAGAUGGAUACAGCAUAUCUAAGUUUUGCCAUCAUCAGCACCAACCAGGAGAAUAUAUAUUCCAUGCUGAAAAUGAUGAUGCUCAGUUCACCAAAAUGUUCACACUGAAUAUCAGAAGGAAACCUCAAGUGCAAGCUGAGACCUCAGCCAGCCAGGCGUCCUGUUCCUCUGAUGGAUAUCCGUUACCCUCUUGGACCUGGAAGAAGUGUUCAGACAAGUCUCCCAACUGCACUGAAGAAAUCACAGAAGGAGUUUGGAAUAAAAAGACUAAUAAUAACAGAGAAGUGUUUGGACAGUGGGUGUCCAGCAGUACUCUAAACAUGAGUGAGGCUAUGAAAGGGUUUCUGGUCAAAUGCUGUGCGUACAAUUCCCUGGGCACGUCUUGUAAAACCAUCCUGUUAAACUCACCAGGCCCCUUCCCUUUCAUCCAAGACAACAUCUCCUUCUAUGCAACCAUUGGGCUUUGUCUUCCUUUCAUUGUGGUCCUAACCAUGCUGAUCUGUCACAAGUACAAGAAGCAAUUUAGGUAUGAGAGCCAGCUGCAGAUGGUUCAGGUAACAGGCUCGCUGGAUAAUGAGUACUUCUACGUAGACUUCAGGGAAUAUGAAUACGAUCUCAAGUGGGAGUUUCCACGAGAAAACUUAGAGUUUGGGAAGGUCCUAGGAUCAGGAGCUUUUGGAAAAGUGAUGAAUGCGACAGCGUAUGGAAUUAGUAACACAGGCGUGUCAAUCCAGGUGGCGGUAAAAAUGUUGAAAGAAAAAGCUGACAGUUCUGAAAGAGAGGCACUCAUGUCAGAGCUCAAAAUGAUGACUCACCUGGGGCACCACGAGAACAUUGUGAACCUGCUGGGAGCGUGCACACUGUCAGGACCGGUUUACUUGAUUUUUGAGUACUGUUGCUAUGGUGACCUUCUCAAUUACCUAAGAAGUAAAAGAGAAAAAUUUCACAGGACGUGGACAGAGAUUUUCAAGGAGCAUAAUUUCAGCUUUUAUCCCACUUUCCAAUCACAUCCAAAUCCCAGUAUGCCUGGUUCAAGAGAAGCUCAAAUACACCAGGACUUGGAUCAGAUCUCAAGGUUCAAUGGGAACUCAAUUCAUUCUGAAGAUGAGAUUGAGUAUGAAAACCAAAAAAGGUUAGAAGAAGAAGAAGAUUUGAAUGUGCUUACAUUUGAAGAUCUUCUUUGCUUUGCGUAUCAAGUUGCCAAAGGAAUGGAAUUUCUGGAAUUUAAGUCGUGUGUUCACAGAGACCUGGCAGCCAGGAAUGUGCUGGUCACCCAUGGGAAGGUGGUGAAGAUCUGUGACUUUGGACUAGCCCGAGAUAUCCUGAGUGACUCCAGCUACGUUGUCAGAGGCAAUGCGCGGCUGCCUGUGAAAUGGAUGGCGCCGGAGAGCUUGUUUGAGGGGAUCUACACAAUUAAGAGUGAUGUCUGGUCGUAUGGAGUACUGCUCUGGGAGAUAUUCUCACUUGGUGUGAAUCCUUACCCUGGCAUUCCUGUCGAUGCGAACUUCUACAAACUGAUUCAGAGCGGCUUUAAAAUGGAUCAGCCCUUCUAUGCUACAGAAGAAAUAUACUUUAUAAUGCAAUCCUGCUGGGCUUUUGACUCAAGGAAGCGGCCAUCCUUCCCUAACCUGACUUCAUUUUUAGGAUGUCAGCUGGAAGAUGCAGAAGAAGCGAUGUAUCAGAACAUGAGUGGCCACAUUUCAGAGCGUCCUUCUAUCUACCAAAACAGGCGACCUGUCAGCCGAGAGGCGGGUUCAGAUCCAUCUUCACCACAGGCCCAGGUGAAGAUUCAUAGAGAAAUGAGUUAGUCACGAGGCCUUUGUCUCCCGCUCACCGAGACAGGCUGUAGAUUGCCAAAACAAGAUUAGCCUCAUCACUCAAAGGAAAUACAUUAUCAGCUGCUGCUUCGCGGGACUUUCUUCUAGAAGCUGUCUGCCAUUACUCUUGUUUUCAAAGGGACUUUUGUAAAAUAGAACCAUCCUGUGCACAGGCAGGAGGAGCCAAUAAUGAGUUUGUUGGUGAGCCUCAGAGCCUUUCCCUGGCUGCCUUGAGGGAGAGCCAUGUCCUGAAGUAUAGUAUAUUCUUGUAUAUACAUAAAACAAAAAUGUUUUGCUAAGAAGCUAAUAUGAUUUUUUUAAAUCUAUGUUUUAAAAUAAUAUGUAACUUUUUCAGCUGUUUAGUGAUAUAUUUUAUGGAUGGAAAUAAACUUUCUAUUAUAGAAGUGUUGGCUAUUGAUUAUUUAUUUGAGAUAUUUAGGGGAAGACCUAAGUGGAGUUCAUGACUGCUGAGGUUGU